Molecule: messenger RNA, 969 nt
Organism: Solanum dulcamara
Lineage: Eukaryota; Viridiplantae; Streptophyta; Magnoliopsida; Solanales; Solanaceae
Product: small heat shock protein, chloroplastic
Exons: 2
Coding region: 145-861 (238 amino acids)
Biological process (GO): response to heat
Source: RefSeq, a predicted model, not a curated record
AUUCCUCCACACACUUCCUCUUUUCUCCCUAUAAAUACCUCCUUCUAUUGCACAACUUAACCAACAAAAAAUCAUCGACUUGCAAAUUAAAAAGAAGAAGAUAUCCUGUAAUUGAGUGUUUUAAUUUUCUAACUAAUAAUAAUAAUGGCUUGCACAACUUUUACAUCUUCAUCAGCUUCUCCAUUAGCGUCAAAUGUCACUUUUUCUAGGACUAACAACAAGGUAGCUGCACCUUGCUCUGUUUUCUUUCCGUCCAUGCGAAGGCCAGCAGCGACUAGGCUGUUCGUAGCUCAGGCCACCGGAGAUAACAAAGAUACAUCAGUGGACGUACACCACAGCAGCGGUCAAGGAGGAAACAAUCAAUCUACUGCCGUUGAACACCGCCGUCCUAUGAGGAUGGCUCUUGAUAUUUCCCCUUUUGGACUGUUAGAUCCAAUGUCACCCAUGAGAACAAUGCGGCAGAUGAUAGACACUAUGGACAGACUAUUCGAGGAUACCAUGACAUUUACAGGAAGGAAGAGGGCAUCAGGAGCAGCAGGGGAAAUACGCAUUCCUUGGGACAUUCAUGAUGACGAAAAUGAAAUCAAGAUGCGUUUCGAUAUGCCGGGGCUCUCCAAGGAAGAUGUGAAAGUAUCUAUAGAAAAUGACAUGCUAGUCAUUAAAGGUGAACACAAAAAGGAAGAAGGCGGAAAUGAUGAACACUCGUGGGCUAGGAAUUAUACCUCUUAUGACACUCGUUUAAGUCUCCCGGAUAACGUUGAGAAAGAUAAAAUUAAAGCGGAAUUGAAGAAUGGAGUUCUUUUCAUCUCGAUUCCUAAGACCAAAGUUGAGAAGAAGGUGGUCGACGUGCAAAUCAACUAAAUUAACAACUCCUAAGCUUUUCUUUUUCUUGGCUCUUUUGUAACCUUGUGUGAAAUGUAAGUCUGCAUAUAAGUAUAAAAUAUGAGAAUGGUAUGAGCUUAGCUAUUA